This is a messenger RNA of Drosophila grimshawi, 192 nucleotides long. RefSeq names its product cecropin-C. Gene Ontology annotation, cellular component: extracellular region. Lineage: Eukaryota; Metazoa; Arthropoda; Insecta; Diptera; Drosophilidae. The record is from RefSeq and is a predicted model, not a curated record. Gene Ontology annotation, biological process: defense response to Gram-positive bacterium; antibacterial humoral response; defense response to Gram-negative bacterium. The transcript has 2 exons. Bases 1 to 192 code for a protein of 63 amino acids.
AUGAAUAUCUACAAAGUUUUUAUAUUUGUUGUGCUUAUCUUAGCCAUUGCCAUGGGUCAAGCAAAAGCAGAUUUUUGGAAAAGGCUCGGCAAGAGAAUUGAGCGUAUUGGCCAACAUGUUCGAGAUGCCACCAUUCAGGUUGUGGACAUUGCUCAAAAGGCCGCAGAUGUAACUGCCACGGUUAGAGGCUAA